This is a messenger RNA of Nannospalax galili (Upper Galilee mountains blind mole rat), 450 nucleotides long. RefSeq lists its product as uncharacterized. The record is from RefSeq and is a predicted model, not a curated record. Lineage: Eukaryota; Metazoa; Chordata; Mammalia; Rodentia; Spalacidae.
AUGGAAGAAAACGCGUCGUGGGCUUUGGAUUCCAACACAAGAAUUCAACAUCAGGGCUCUGGUGACAGGAGAAGCAACUACCAGAUCUCAGCCUCACGAAAGAUCAAUCAUCCCCAGAUGGAGCUGAAGAAGAAGCUGUUCAAGCGCCGGAGGGUGCUGAGCCGGGAUCCGGGGCUGAAGCACCAGGUGGUUGGGGCCAUGGUAGAUGAAAGGCUGAUUACCAGUCAGUACCUCAAGAAGCGGGGAUCCAGUGCACGUGCCAACAUUACUCUGUCCGGGAAGAAGCGAAGAAAACUCCUGCAGCAGAUCCGUCUUGCCCAGAGAAAGGCAGCCAUGGAAGCAGAGGCCCCCUCAAAGCCAACCAGGACUAGUGAACCAUAGCCCAAAAGACAGAAGAAGAUAAAAGCUCCCCAGGAUGUAGAUAUGGAAGACCUUGAAGAUGCAAGCUAA